AUGUCGACCUCAGCACAAUCGGCGACACCUGGUCUUGCGCACCGCUCCAUAUCCAAUAUACGCUCUGGUGCUGGUCCGCAAGCUGGCCCGGCCAGCCCACACACUCCGCUUCGUGGCACUACGUCUGCCUUUGGGUCGCCUUCCACACUCCGCGCUGAAGAGGAGACAAUCGUGGUCGAGAUAGGGACGCGUUUCGUCCGCAUUGGGUUCGCAGGAGACUCGGUCCCUAAAGCCAUAGUCUCUUCAGGUCCGGUACAACAACGCCGUGUUGGUGAUUUUACAUCAUGGCUUCCACGGUCAUCAACAGCGCCGUCGUCCGUGCCUCCGAAUACAGAACUUCCAUCUAUUGAAUGGGGCCAUCUUCACGAACUAUGGACGUCCGACCUACGGUGCUUAGACCUGGGUCUCGUGGGAGACAAACUGGACCGCCUCUUGCGUGAUGCAUUUACGAAAAACCUCCUAAUUGAUUCCCGACCCCGCCGUGUCUUCCUCGUUCUACCUCCAGCGCUGCCUUUGCCGUUAGUUUCAACCAUUCUCGAUACCCUAUUCCAUCGCUUUCAAACACCACUGGUGUCAAUUUUGUCGUGUCCUAUCACCGCUGCUGUUGGCGCUGGAGUACGGUCCGCAAUUGUUGUGAAUUUGGGCUGGGCCGAGACGGUUGUAUCGAGUGUCUACGAAUACCGAGAGAUCCGCCACACGAGGAGCACAAGGAGCGGCAAGAUGCUUGUACACGAAGUGCAUGAUCUUUUAGCCUCGGCGCGCAAGAAAACCGCGACGCCGCCGACGCAGCUUGAAACCUCGGAUGCAGAUGGAGUUCGGCCCGCAAAUCGUGUCUUCAGUUUCGACGAGUGCGAAGAUAUUGCCUGUCGCAUGAUGUGGUGUCAGCAGCUUGACCGCGCCGCGGUUCCUGAGGAUGAGCCAGGACUGGCAACUGUGGAAGAACGGGACGAAUCCACCUCUUUGGCCCAAGACGAAUCCAGACAGCACCAGACGGUCAGAAAUGUGCAUCUAGGCAUGUCGUCUUGUUCGCCCCCUGAAAUCAUCGAGCUUCCAUUCCAACGCCUAUCAGAGCCUUGCGAGAAUACAUUCGUGGCCCCUCAGUACACGCCAAGCAGCUUUGAUGACGACGAAUUGCCCAUUCCCUUGCUUAUCUAUCGCCACUUGUUAUCGCUGCCUAUCGAUGCGCGCGCGGUCAGCUUAUGGGGCUGGGAUCCAGUUCACGGCGAUGGUGCACAACAAGUUAAGGCUAGAGCGAAGCGUAGUAAAAGCCAGAGCCGCGCGCAUUCACAAGCAAUGGCGAUGGGAGAAGACGGGCAAAAGGAUGACGUCUGGCAUGACGCUGCCAACGCAGCCCCGGAACAUGACAGCGUACAACAGCUCCUGCAGCGAACUGAAAACCCUCUCGAGAACUUACAGGGCAGCGUUCGAGUGCUGGAAACGUUGGGACCCUGGGCUGGGGCCAGUAUGAUCGCCCACCUCAAGGCGAUGGCGGUCGCAAGCAUUGACCGUGAAGCGUGGCUGCAGCAAGGUGUAGCUGGGGCCGCUCGCCCUGGGGAGGUUGACGUGAAAGCACAGCAACGGCAGAGCCUUGGACCUGGGCUCAUGCGCGGUGCCUCAGUGGGAGGCUCGGCAAGUUGGACUCUGGGAGCUUGGGGAGCUGUGUAG
Molecule: messenger RNA, 1665 nt
Organism: Verticillium dahliae VdLs.17
Lineage: Eukaryota; Fungi; Ascomycota; Sordariomycetes; Glomerellales; Plectosphaerellaceae
Exons: 3
Coding region: 1-1665 (554 amino acids)
Biological process (GO): microtubule-based movement
Source: RefSeq, a predicted model, not a curated record